Molecule: messenger RNA, 562 nt
Organism: Spirometra erinaceieuropaei
Lineage: Eukaryota; Metazoa; Platyhelminthes; Cestoda; Diphyllobothriidea; Diphyllobothriidae
Source: the annotation of a GenBank genome assembly
AUGGCCCCGAAGAUCGAUCCUACCGCUGUGACCGUCGGUAAACUCAUUUGCAAACAAUGACGUUUUUAGUUUACUUGAGAGUAACGGGUGGCGAGGUCGCUGCAACCUCAUCUCUGGCGCCAAAACUCGGUCCCCUGGGCUUGGCUCCUAAGAAGGUGGCUGAAGAUAUCGCCAAAGAAACCCAAGACAUGAAGGGGCUGCGACUCACGGUGAAACUUACUAUUCAGAAUCGCCAAGCAACUGUGUCCUUUGUGCCUACCGCCUCAUCGCUGCUCAUUAAAGCCCUCAAAGAACCCGUCCGAGAUCGCAAGAAGGUUAAAAAUAUCAAACACAACGGCAGCAUAACUUUUGAUGAUGUCCUCGAGGUUGCGAAGACAAUGCGACCACGAAGUCUUGCUCGUGACCUAGCAGGGACCGUCAAGGAGGUGUUGGGUAGGCGUUCGUAUUUUGGCUUAACCUUCCCGUAGGCACUGCGCGUUCGGUCGGCUGCACAAUCGAUGGCGAGACCCCGCAAGCAGUGAUUGAGAAGAUCAACUCUGGCGAGAUUGUCGUUAAUAAUUGA